This is a messenger RNA of Calliphora vicina (urban bluebottle blowfly), 2730 nucleotides long. RefSeq names its product zinc finger protein 184-like. Gene Ontology annotation, molecular function: DNA-binding transcription factor activity, RNA polymerase II-specific; zinc ion binding. Gene Ontology annotation, cellular component: nucleus. The transcript has 2 exons. NCBI's taxonomy places the organism in Eukaryota, Metazoa, Arthropoda, Insecta, Diptera, Calliphoridae. Bases 82 to 2730 code for a protein of 882 amino acids. The record is from RefSeq and is a predicted model, not a curated record. Gene Ontology annotation, biological process: regulation of transcription by RNA polymerase II.
UUUACUAACAAUGUUUUUGUUUUAAUUCACGGAUUUUGAAGUUUAUUAUUAAAUUUAAUAAAAAAUAUCGAUAAAAUAAACAUGACCAAAUGUGUUGUAUGUUUAUCAUCCAAGCCUGUGGCAUCGCUAAUUAAUUUGCAUUCUUCCGAAGGAUAUGAAUGCAACAUCAAGCGCAUAAUUGAAAAGCAUUUGUGGUGGUGGUAUUUGAAGCAAUCACCAAAGGAUAAAUCUUGGAUUUGCUUAGAGUGCUGGCAGGAAUUGUUAUCGUUUCACAAUUUUUAUGUGAAAGUCGAAAAUGUUCAUACGCAAUACGAAUUAAUGAAAUUAUCAGAAUUUGAAAACUGCGCUCUAGAAGACAAAGUCCAUACAGUUAAUGAAGAGUUUUCGACAAUCAAAGAAGAAUAUGAAGUUUCAGCUGUUCCAAUAGAGAGCAUACAAAUGGUCGAUUUUACAGAUUAUAAUAUCGUACAUAAUGAAGAUGAAAAAAGCUUUAUGGGAAACAGUGAUCUUGAAAGUAGUCACAGUUUCCAAUUUGAUAAUAUUGAUACAAUAAGCAACAAUAAUCAACGUAGUGUAACAAAACAAAAAACUAGGAAGAGUAAAUAUGAAAUCCCGACCUAUUGCCCACAAAAACACCCUCAGCUGGACCAAAAAUCAACAAUAACAGUGGAAAAAAAAUUUAGCUGUGAGCAAUGUGGUAAAUCGUUUUUGCAUAAAAGGUACUACGACUGCCACUUGUUUACACAUGUACCUGACGAAGAAAAGAAAUUUCAAUGUGAUGUAUGCGACAAGAAAUUCGCCUCCUUUAAUCUCCUUAAGCAUCAUAAAGUAUAUAUACACCUUAGAAAGUAUGCUAUAAUUUGUGAUAUCUGUGGCAAAUCCUGUCGUAAUCGUUUAUAUUUUAAGAGUCAUAUGGAUGAACAUAAAGGCAAGCCUGCUACAAAAUGGCCUUGUGAUUUAUGUGGCGUAAAAUUGUCCAGUAAAUAUGAAUUGAACCGUCAUAUGAAAAUAAGGCAUACAGAAGAAAAUCUUAAGGCUUACAAGUGCUCAUAUUGUCCGAAAAUAUCAGCUAAUAUGAAUUCCCAUAAACAACAUGUUCAUUACGCCCAUAAGUCUGAACGUAAACAUGCCUGCCAACUGUGCGAUAAGAAAUUCAAACGCCCACGAGACUUAAGAGAGCAUUUGAGCACUCACACCGGAGAGCCCCUGUAUACAUGUGGUUAUUGUCCAAAAACAUUUAUUUCGAAUGCAAAUAUGCAUAAACACCGUAAAAGUUUACAUCCAAAGGAAUUCGAAGAAGCCAGAUUAAAGAGAUUAUCUGGUCAAAAAAAGGAAAGUUUAAGCAUAAAUAAUACUGCAGAUGGCAGCGAAAUUUUACAAAUCAAUAAAAUAGACAUGGAUAUAUGUAUUGUAUGUUUAUCAUCCAAUCCAGCGAUUUCGCGAAUUAAUUUGCAUUCUUCCGAAGGAUAUGAAUGCAACAUCCAGCGCAUAAUUGAAAAGCAUUUGUGGUGGUGGUAUUUUAAGCAAACAGCACAAGAUAACCAACUGCCUUGGAUAUGCUUAGAGUGCUGGCAGGAAUUGUUAUCGUUUCACAAUUUUUAUUUAAAAGUAGAAAAUGUUCAUAAGCAAUACGAAUUAAUGAAAUUAUCUGAAUAUAAAAACUGCACUCUGAAAGACGAGCUUCAUACUGUUAAUGAUGAAUUUUUUAUAGUCAAAGAAGAAUAUGAAGUUUCACCAGCUUUUCCAAAAGAAAGCAUACCAAUGGUGGAUUUUGAAAAUUGUAAUACCCUACAUAAUGAAGAUGAAAAAAGCUUUGUGGUAAAAUGUGAAUUUGAAAGUUGUCACAGUUUCCAAUUUGAUGCAAGUGAUACAUUAAGCAACAACAAUAAGAACCUUACUGCAACACAAGAAAAAACUAAGAAGUGUAAAUAUAAAGAGCCGACCAAAUGCCCUAAGCUAGACAAAAACUUAACUAAGGCAGUGGAAAAAAAGUUUAACUGUGAAGAAUGUGGCAAAUCAUUUUUAAGAAAAUCACACUACGAUCGCCACAUAUUGACACAUGUACCAGACGAAGAAAAGAAAUUUCAAUGUGAUGAAUGCGACAAGAAAUUCGCCUCCUUUAAUAUCCUUAAGUAUCACAAAGUAUGUACACACAUUCAAAAGUAUGUUAUAAUUUGUGAUAUCUGUGGCAAAUCUUGUCGUGAUCGUUUAUACUAUGUGCGUCAUAUGUCCACACAUAAAGAUACUCCUGUUGCAAAAUGGCCUUGUGAUGUAUGUGGCAUACAAGUGUCUAAUAAAUAUGAAUUGAACCGUCAUAAGAAAUUAAUACACAUAGAAGAAAGUCUUAAGGAACAAAAGUGUCCUUAUUGUCCGAAAAUAUCAGCAAAUAAAAAUUCCCACAAACAACAUAUUCAUUACGCUCAUAAGUCUGAACGUAAACAUGCCUGCCAACUGUGCGAUAAGAAAUUUAAACGUCCACAUGAAUUGAAGGAGCAUUUGAGCACUCACACAGGAGAGCCUCUUUAUACAUGUGCUCAUUGUCCAAAAACUUUUAUUUCGAAGGCAACUAUGCAUAAACAUCGUAAAAGUUUGCAUCCAAAGGAAUUCGAAGAAGCCAGAUUAAAGAGAUUCGCUGGGCAACAUAUAAAGUGUAUUCAAAAUAAGGAAAGUUUAAGUACAAAUAAUACUGCAAAUGGCAGUGAAAUUUUACCAAUCAAUAAAGAUAUAUAA